Molecule: messenger RNA, 800 nt
Organism: Rotaria sordida
Lineage: Eukaryota; Metazoa; Rotifera; Eurotatoria; Philodinida; Philodinidae
Source: the annotation of a GenBank genome assembly
AUGAGAGGUUUUCCAACACAAUUUCAAGCAACAUUGAAUAUCAGUAUAUUAUAUUCAUGGCAAACAUCAACGCAAGAUCUCCAACAAUUAUUAUAUGAUUAUGAAAAUUUAAGAGUUCGUUUUGAUGUACAAGGAUGGAGAUUGAAACAAAACGAAACUUACAUGAUUAAAUAUAAACCUGAUGGUGCUGAAGCAGAUUCACCAGCUUCACAAGGUUUUACAAUGUUCAAUUUCAAUCCUGAUCAUCCAGAAUUUACAAAAAACAAUUGUUGGUACAGAACAGAUCCAAUGAAUGAUAUCGGCCCAUUUCCGUCCAGCUGGUUUUUUAAUUCAGGAACACAUACUGAAAUUCAGCCAUGGUUUCCAUUACCACCAAAUCUAAUCUACAAGGGCGAAGAAUGGAUACCUGAAAUUCAACAAAAUGCAACAAGAUAUGAUUCAGCAGAAAUAUGUGAUUUAGAACAAUCUGGUAUUGGUAAAGUUCCAUGCUUAAGUUAUUUUGAAACACAAGAUAGGCCAGUUAAAACCAUUACUGCACAUGCUGCUCAUGGUUCUUUCGAUACUGAUGUGUACACCAGUACAGUUUAUUUGCCAUUUACACAUGGUAUUCCACCAGAAGCUGAACAUUUGUUUAAUUUACCUAAUCAAUGGCCCUCUUAUUGUGGUAAUGCAAAUGCAGGUUUUACUAUAGAACCUCUACAUGGAUUUGUGGUAACUCCAGAUGGUCAAGAUCAUUUUACAUUGACAUUACACACACCACCAGUUCAUUCACUAGGUGAUCAAGUCAAAGUCGAGUUUAA